CAGGUAGGGUUUUCGGUGGAAGCCGUCGCCUGUCGGCAUGAGUUUUCUGCUGCCCAAACUGACCUGUAAGAGGGAAGUGGAUCAGGCAAUAAAAAGCGUGGCUGAGAAGGUUCUGGUUCUCCGGUUUGGAAGAGAUAACGAUGCCGUCUGUCUGCAGCUCGAUGACAUUCUUGCAAAGACAGCUCAUGACCUAAGUAAAAUGGCAGUGAUUUACCUGGUGGAUGUGAACAAGGUUCCAGUGUACACCCAGUAUUUUGACAUCAGUUAUAUUCCAUCUACUGUAUUUUUCUUCAAUGGACAACACAUGAAGGUUGAUUAUGGGUCUCCAGAUCAUACCAAAUUUGUAGGAAGCUUCAAAACAAAGCAAGACUUUAUAGAUCUGAUUGAAGUGAUUUACCGUGGUGCAAUGCGUGGAAAGCUGAUUGUGAGAAGUCCCAUUGAUCCCAAUAACAUUCCUAAAUAUGACCUUCUCUACCAAGGAAUUUAAUGGCUUAACCUGAGAUAAAGAAUUAUGGAAUAGUUGAUGUUCCAGAAACCAUUUUUUCUUCAAGCCUGCUUAGCCACUUCUGAUACCAUGGGACAGUUUAAGCAUUUAUUUACGUUGAAGGAUCAUAUUGGUCUCAUUCUGAAGAUGGACAUUCUGUCACCUCAUACUUCUGUGAAUAAAGCUACAUGUUCAUGCUUA
Messenger RNA from Nestor notabilis (Kea), 685 nucleotides. RefSeq names its product thioredoxin-like 4B (gene TXNL4B). Gene Ontology annotation, cellular component: spliceosomal complex; U5 snRNP; U4/U6 x U5 tri-snRNP complex. Bases 38 to 487 code for a protein of 149 amino acids. Gene Ontology annotation, biological process: mRNA splicing, via spliceosome. The transcript is spliced from 3 exons. NCBI's taxonomy places the organism in Eukaryota, Metazoa, Chordata, Aves, Psittaciformes, Psittacidae. The record is from RefSeq and is a predicted model, not a curated record.